AAACCCAUUUAUAGUGCAAUCUAGUGUUGCGUGGUGUUAUCAGACAUAUUUAUCACAUCCUACUUUUUGAAUUCUAUAUAGUUCAGGCAAAAGUGUUCAUAUGGGCGAGGUGGUAUAAAGCACAGACACUCAACAAUGUGGCAUUGAGAAAGCCUGGAUUCGAAUUCUGUCCCGAAUAUUUUUUCUAACAACAACUCUUCGUGGCUGCUAGUGUAAACUUUCAGUUCAUAGAUAAAAAGCAACACAUAAAUCACGUAUGAAAUGAAUACCACAAAACUGGUAAAGUGUCAUUAAUAAAUGUAAACUACGUAAAAUUGUGGGGUGACGGGGAUGUGUGUCUGGCAAAAGUUAACGUUCUACACAAAUGUUUAAAUUUUUGUAUGGUCACAAGUCAACGAGGAAGGAGGAAAAGUCUGAGAUGACCCAAUUUUGGUCUACGUUAUUUAACUCUUCCUGCGUAGCUGUGAAGCAAGUUUUUGUCCAGUUGGGAGGUAAUGCUUGAUAUAAGAGCAUACAAUCGAGACAGGAAGCAGUUGUGGCGUGGUAUAAACCGCAGAGCUCAGUGAAAGUCAUGGCACAAAUUGUGAAAUAAAAGAGCAUGGCUCACAAACGUUUACAGUUGUUUAUUCCUCGAGCUCUUCGAAGACGAUUCUUCAUUGCUCCAGAAUAAUAAUGAAAUUUAUAACUGUUAUCUGUGUGUUUUGUGCGAUCCGCUACCAUGAGGCAGCAAAGGUAUCCAGCGACUGCUCCUACUGUACCGCCAAUACAAUUGGCAGUAUUGAUUAUGAAGUCCUGCUUGGAAAACUGGAAGAUAUCGAGGUCAAAUUCUGGAAUAUGUGGCUUGAGAUGAAAGAACAAACCGAAAAGGUUAACAACAACCAUAUACGUUCCAAGGAUACACAUAACCUCAUUAUGCGGCAGUUGACCCGGCUGGAACAAGUAGUUGGUCACAACAUGACCACCGUCAUGGAGCGUUCGUCUGAGAUUUUGCAGCAGUCCCUAAAGUGUGCAAAUCGUGAGAACUGGAAAAAGUCAGUACUCGCAAUGCAACUUGGUGAAAGAUCAAAUCGCAGACUAGAUGAUUUGAAACCAUUCAAGUCUUGCUCCGAUGUUUCAUCGUCUGCAUCGGGAAGGUACAAAAUACAUCCAAUGAGCUUCGAGGAACCAUUUGAAGUGUAUUGCGAACAGAAAGUAUUUGGCGGAGGAUGGAUUGUUGUGCAGCAUCGCUUUGAUGGAUCAGUUGACUUUUACCGGAACUGGACUGAAUACAAAAAUGGAUUCGGAAGUCUUGACGGAGAAUUUUGGAUUGGGUUGGAGAAACUUCAUCGUCUUACAAAAGGUGGAGACCAGCAACUACUUGUAGAGUUGAAAGAAUUCAACGGAAACCAUGUGUUUGCGCGAUACGAUGAGUUUGAGAUUGGGACUGAAAGUGAGAAAUAUGCAUUGAAGAAGCUGGGAAGUUACAGUGGAACCGCUGGAGAUUCAUUGCACUUUCACCAAGGCAAAAAAUUUUCAACCAAAGAUAACGAUAACGAUCUAUCUCCUUCCAAUUGCGCUGAAAUAUAUACGGGUGCAUGGUGGUACAACGCCUGUCUUCAUAGUAACCUCAAUGGAUUAUAUAAGGCAAAAGAUCAUGGAAACGGUAUGGGCUGGUAUCAUCUAAGCAGUUAUAAGGAUGGAUUAGCAUAUUCCCGAAUGAUGAUUCGUAAAGCUCCCAAUAAUAUUGGGACCUGCCCGUGGAUCCAGAUGUGAAUGCAGCAGUAAAUAACCAUGUCAGAGUACCCACGUCCAGAUUUAAUAAACAACCUGAAUAUGGGUACUCUGUUGCGGUUAUAACAAUGUUUAUCCAUCACAUUCAACUCGGCAACAUACCGCACUUCAAAUUAAUAGCUGCUAAUUUCGUUGCUUAUCAUCGAAAAAAUUAUUGAAUUGUAAAUAAAAAUGUUUAUGUAUGUA
Messenger RNA from Aedes albopictus (Asian tiger mosquito), 1956 nucleotides. RefSeq names its product fibrinogen-like protein A. The record is from RefSeq and is a predicted model, not a curated record. Lineage: Eukaryota; Metazoa; Arthropoda; Insecta; Diptera; Culicidae. The transcript is spliced from 2 exons. The coding region runs from base 673 to 1752 and encodes 359 amino acids.